This is a messenger RNA of Coregonus sp. 'balchen', 32573 nucleotides long. NCBI's taxonomy places the organism in Eukaryota, Metazoa, Chordata, Actinopteri, Salmoniformes, Salmonidae. The record is from the annotation of a GenBank genome assembly.
AUGGGAAUAGACGUCAUCGUCAUGGCGAUGGCCACGACAACCAGUCUUCCGUUCCUGCUGCAGGGUGUAAUUGGAAUGUUGGCAGGCAGGAUGUGAUGAGAAACGAGGGCUGACUGCCCUCUAAUCACUGUAACACACUCCCACACCCAACCCACCCGAGGAUCCGGUCCCAGAGACCAGCACAGAUCGCAUUACACACACACUCAUAAACACGCAAGCAUAUGUACACACACACAAACACACACUCUCACUCACCCACUCCAAAGACCAGGCACAUGUACCAUUACACACUCUCAUGCAUGGACACUCUCUCUCACACACACACACACACACACACACUGAUAGGGUUCAAAGAUGAGCUCAGGCCAGGGGUUUAAGUCACAGCAGGCCCUGCUUUGCUAAUUAUUAGUGAAUGUAUGUGUACGUGUGCUUGCCUGUUCACGUCUCUCUGUAUCAUUCUGCCGGUCUUAUCUCCAGUCUUAUCUAAUUCAGUCAUCACUGAUAUCCUUCCGAACUAGUUUCCCAUAGUGUCCAACCGGUAUUCCAAACAGAAUAAGGUUCUAUGUCCUCCAGGGCAGUGGUGGAAAAAGUACUAAAUUGUCAUACUUGAGUAAAAGUAAAGAUACCUUACUCCAACACUCAGAGAUCAUUCACAAACACAAUAUUUGUGGUUAGUUAGUCCACCAGAUCAGAGGCAGUAGGGAUGAUGGGUGCGUGAAUUGGACAAUAUUGCUGUCCUGCCUGAUCAUUCGAAAUGUAACGAGUUCUUUUGGGUGUCAGGGAAAAUGUAUGGGAGUAAAAAGUACAUAUUUUCUGUAGGAAUGUAGUGGAAUAUAAGUAAAAGUAGUCCAAAAUAUACUCUACUGUUCAAAAGUUUUGGGUCACUUAGAAAUGUCCUUGUUUUUUUGUCCAUUAAAAUAACAUCAAAUUAAUCAGAAAUACAGUGUAGACAUUGUUAAUGUUGUAAAUGGCUAUUGUAGCUGGAAACGGCUGAUUUUUUAUGGAAUAUCUACAUAGGCGUACAGAGGCCCAUUAUCAGCAACCAUCAGUCCUGUGUUCCAAUGGCACGCUGUGUUUGCUAAUCCAAGUUUAUCAUUUUAAAAGGCUAAUUGAUCAUUAGAAAACCCUUUUGCAAUUAUGUUAGCACAGCUGAAAACUGUUGUGCUGAUUAAAGAAGCGAUAAAACUGGCCUUCUUGAGACUAGUUGAAUAUCUGGAGCAUCAGCAAUUGUGGGUUUGAUUACAGAAUCAAAAUAGCCAGAAACAAAUAACUUUCUUCUGAAACUCGUCAGUCUAUUCUUGUUCUGAGAAAUGAAGGCUAUUCCAUGCGAGAAAUUGCCAAGAAACUGAAGAUCACGUACAACGCUGUGUACUACUCCCUUCACAGAACAGCACAAACUGGCUUUAACCAGAAUAGAAAGAGGAGUGGGAGGCCCCGGUGCACAACUGAGCAAGAGGACAAAUACAUGAAUGUCUAGUUUGAGAAACAGACACCUCACAGGUCCUCAACUGGCAGCUUCAUUAAAUAGUACCCGCAAAACACCAGUCUCGACGUCAACAGUGAAAAGGCGACUCCGGGAUGCUGACCUUCUAGUCAGAGUUGCAAAGAAAAAGCCAUAUCUCAGACUGGCCAAUAAAAAGAAAAGAUUAAGAUGGGCAAAAGAACACAGACACUGGACAGAGGAAGAUUGGAAAAAAGUGUUAUGGACAGACAAAUUGAAGUUUGAGGUGUUCGGCUCACAAAGAAGAACAUUUGUGUGACACAGACCAAAUGAAAAGAUGCUGGAGGAGUGCUUGAUGCCAUCUUUCAAGCAUGGUGGAGGCAAUGUGAUGGUCUGGGGGUGCUUUGGUGGUGGUAAAGUGGGAGAUUUGUACAGGGUAAAAGGGAUCUUGAAGAAGGAAGGCUAUCACUCCAUUUUGCAACGCCAUGCCAUACCCUGUGGACGGCACUUGAUUGGAGCCAAUUUCCUCCUACAACAGGACAAUGACCAAAGCACAGCUCCAAACUAUGCAAUAACUAUUUACGGAAGAAGCAGUCAGCUGGUAUUUUGUCUAUGAUGGAGUGGCCAGCACAGUCACCGGAUCUCAACACUAUUGAGCUCUUGUGGGAGCGGCUUGACCGUAUGAUACGUAAGAAGUGCCCAUCAAGCCAAUCCAACUUGUGGGAGGUGCUUCAGGAAGCAUGGGGUGAAAUAUCUUCAGAUUACCUCAACAAAUUGACAACUAGAAUGCCAUAGGUCUGCAAGGCUGUAAUUGCUGCAAAUGGAGGAUUCUUUGACGAAAGCAAAGUUUGGACACAAUUAUUAUUUCAAUUAAAAAUCAUUAUUUCUAACCUUGUCAAUGACUACAUUUCCUAUUCAUUUUGCUAUAUUUCCUAUUCAUAUUCAAACUAAUUUAAUGUAUGUUUUCAUGGACAACAAGGACAUUUCUAAGUGACCCCAAACUUUUGAACGGUAGUGUAAAUAGUAAAGUAAAGAUGCCCAAGAAAAUGACUUAAGUAGUAUUCAAAUCAUUUUUACUUAUUUACUUUAAACCACUGCUCCAUUGGUGUAAAACAUAGCAAAAUGUUUUUGGAACUGAAAGCAAAAUAAGCAUUUCUUAUUGGACAAGUUUAGGUCCUUCCUUUUUCUGUCUGUUUUCUCCCAUUUUGGUAUUUAAUGAAUAUGACCCAGCACCUAGAAUAAGUCAGUCUGUCAAUGUUUUUAUACAAGGCCUCUGGCUAUUUCUCUUUCCUCCCCAGUCAUUGUUGAUGUGUCUUCUCUUUCUCUAUACGGCCUGGCUGCAUCUAAAAUGGCGUCCUAUUCCCUUUAAAGUGCACAGCUUUUGACCAGAGCCCAUUUCAAACACAGCCAGGGAGCUAAACAGACCAUAGAGUGGUACACUAGUAGUGCGCUACAUAGGGAAUAUGGUGCCAUUUCGGAUGCACUCUGUGUCUCUGGUGGGUAGAGACAGGCAGAGGACACUCUCCAGACUCUCCUGUGUCCGUACACUCUCCAGACAUAAUUGCUGAUCUCAGGCGACACUUGCGCCGCCAGGGGGUCUCCCUAGGUCUGAAAUCUGAUCUCAGAUCCCAGUGGCAGGCCUGGGACACUCUGAUAACACCUCACCGCAACAGCCACAAUUAAUGUCGCCCCGGGACUGUUGGACUGGUUCACAGAACAGGGCCCAGGAGGAUUAAAUCGAAGUGUGUGUGUGUGCAUGCGUGCAAGUGUGUAAUGAUAUUAUACACUUGGUCUUCGGUGUGUGUGUGUAUGCGUGUAUGUACAACACUGCACGUGCAUGCACAUUAUGCAUAUGAGUGCAUGUGUGUUUUCAUGCUAAUGUGAAUAGAAUGACAAAGCAGAGGGUGGACCCAGCCAGAAGAAGAAUUAACCCCCGGUCAAAACCCUCGAGAUCCCCUUGCAAACCAAUGGGAAGCACCCUAUACCCAUUGGUAGAGCUAGUGGAACAGUCAGUGACCCACCAAUAAUAGCAUAGCGACGGAGAUACACACAUAGAGACACAUUCUCACUGGACAAUAGGUACCAGGCAAGUUUUCUGUUUAACCAAACGAGUCAAUACUGAGACAAUGUCUAUGUGGCUCUCAGAUACAAUACGGAGCAAAGAUCAUAUGUGCUUAAACAUGUGUGAUAGAGACCUGGUAUGUUUGUCUGGUUUCAAUAUAGGUCACUGAACGAGGUCACCCGACUGAAAUGCGUCCAUGAUCCAAUUCAAUCAAAAUAACUUUAUUUAUCCUGUGUAGGGCUGACCCCAUUUAGUCGACUGGUGGAUUGUUUGGUUGACAGGCUGUUGGUCGGCCGAGAAUUGUUUUUGUUGAGCAGUUGCAAAAAAACAAAAAACACAUUUUUAUGGCACGGAUUUAUUGACACACGUCUCAGUGGACUAAUCCAUUGCGGAGGCCGCAGGGAUGGCACACCAGUAUCACCAGUAGUACAUUUACCAUUCAUUUCCAUAAUUUCUAAUCCACAAUGUUUGUUUGGUUACGGUAAUUUCUGUUAAUGCAAUAUACCCAGGUCUGCGUGGCAUCUUCUCUCUGUGUUAUGGUGGAUUUGUAAGCAUGUCGACAGUACGUUCCUACUAGCACCAGCCACUAGCUGGCUAGGCGCAGUCCAAAGAUUAUACGUGGGUAUAGGAUUGACUGGCUUUAUUUUCAGAAACGGACACUGUCUGUUUCAUGGCUCACUUUUUAGGAAGUAGCACACAGAGGCAAAUCUUCCCUGUGUUUUCAGGCGGUGGCCGCCUCUAUUGUAAUGAUGUGUGUUCUAGUUUCCAUGGCAUCAACAUUUUGCUGGUUGAGCUGUGUGCAACUGGGAUCAUUAACCAAUGCAGUGCACCAGGGCCAAAGGCAUGAUUGAUGACUGCAGUCUCCACCAGUGCUGUGCUAGUAAGGCUAGCACCAGUAGUACCAAGCUUUGGAUUAAGGUAGAUUUACAUUGGGGAGUACUGCCACUUAUAUGUGAAUUAGACUUCGGAGCAGUCUGGCCGCAUGUCGAAUGCCUUUCUACCCGAUUCUAACAGAGAUUUGCCCGAUGUGCUAUCACUUUACAUUUGGUGUGCCGCAGUUGACCAUUGCACAGGUAUAAAUUGUUUGUUGGCCGUGUGGGGGAAAACUCUUGAUGUUGCGAGCCGGGACUGUUAUUCCCGCAUUUCCCUCAUUUUAAAUUAAGCUUAAGUCUACUGUAUUAGCCUUUUACGGUGUGCUUACGACAACAGUACAUAGGUCUAUGUUACCGCCAUUAUGAUCCUAUAUGGGGUACUUUACAUGCAAUAUCUAGUUCGAUGGUGCAGUAGUUAGAGAAGAGUAUCUUGUUGUGACAGCAGCAGGAGGGUACUGUGGGUGGUAUCAGUGUGGAUUGGGCCCACUGUGGGAUAUCUCGGCCAGGCAGCUCAGCGUAAUCCCCCGCCCAGAUUACUGCCGGCAGGCUGGCCAGCCGAUAGAUGAGAUUGCAAUUCUGGCGAGGCGAUGGAUGAGAGUGGGCAGAGGCAAGUGAGGGAGCAGGCGGCUCAGGGAAUGCCCUGUCUCCUCUCAUAAUGUACACUACUCCUCUGUUCUAUUUUUCUCUUUCGCUUUCUCUCUCUCUCCCUCCUUUCUUUUCUCUCUCUCAUGUUUUGAACCCUGCACCUAGGAAAACCAUUAGAUGUGUGUACACCAUUUCCCCUCAACCAUUACUGUUCUACCUCUCCCGACUGGUUUGUGCUCCAGGGUGAAGUUUUCCCUAGGUACAUAUCUAGGAUCUGCUUUCCCUCCCCCAAUCCUAACCUUAACCAGGAAAUACAAAGCUGACCCAAGAUCAGGGUCUAGGGGCAACUUCACCCUACUCCACUGGGGCUCAUAGUUUAUACACCUUACGUACAUCACCUUACUUGAACCUCAUACGCACAAAGCCUCAUUGUCCAUUUGUAUCCCGCCCUCUUUCGUCUCUCGCUUUGUUGCUUUCUCUCUCUUUCUUCACCUUUCCAUUCUAAACUGCUAAAUGACUCAAAUGUAAAUGUAAACAGUCUGAUUUAUAAGACUGCAGUGGGAUUUGGCUGCUUCCCCAGGCCUGCCCCCCAACUGUUUGCAGAGGGAUGGAGAAGAGAGGGAAUAGAGGAAGGACAUGAUUUACAAGGCAAAAACAGAUGAGGUGAUUUUGAAUACUGGAAGUGGUUGAGAGAAAGUGCGAGGGAGAGAGAGCAAUAUCCCUUUAGUGUUCACACAUCAGAGCAGCGGGUAGGUCUAAAAGCAAUAUUGGGGAUUGCUCCACCUAGGCCUCUGUUCCAAUUUCUUCACAUUUAAGACACUUAACAUCUAAGUGAUAAGUAGGGGGGGGGGGGACAUGGAACUGGGUCAAAUUUCAAUCACAUUAUAUUCUAAAGUCCUUUUUACAUCAGCAGUUGCCACAAAGUGGAACUGGGUCAUCGUAGUCUUUCUAUAACAAUAACCUUUUUCACACUAUUGUGUCAACCUGAACUGUGCUCUUUUGGCUCGCUUUCCAGUGAGUACUGAUUGGGACGAUGGCCAGCCUGCUUUUGUUACUAACUGCUUUUUUCCAGCAUGAUUUAAGUGGGGCAUGGCAAGCGAACUAUGCCUCUAUUCACUUUGGGCUGGAAACAGAUAUGUUAUGGGGCCAGCUCAGCUCGCUUUUAGCGACUGGAACUAGCCAUGUGAAAAUACAAUAUCCAAGCAAUAUGGUUUGGGUUGGGACGAUAAUGUGGGUAUAGGAGCGUUGUGUCAAAUCUGACCCUAUCUACUCCAGGGUUCUCCAACUCCAAUCAUGGGUGUGCAGACUUUCGAUCCAGCCCUGCAGUAAUGCACAUUAUUCAAAUAUUAAACCAAAAAAGGUUGUCUCUCUGGACCGGAAUUAGCUGAAUCAGGUUUGUUAGUUACUGCAGGGCUGUAUCAAAAGCUGAAGUUGGAGAACCCUGUUCUACACCAUUGAUUUCUUAUAGAGCAGAACUAAGAUUCUCAUCUUGCACACACAUCACAAGGGAGGCGUACCUUUCCACUACUGUAAAUAUACAGAAAAAAAAUGACAUGACUGACAAGCAGAUGUUUCAGCUAACUGCAGACCUACCCACUGGGCGAAGACGGCAUUUCAACGCCUAGUUUUGAUUUACAAUUGAUUGAGUUGUCAACUAACAUGAAUUCAAUGUGAAAUCAACAGAAAUGUUAUAGGUUUAAAGUUGAGUGAAAACACACAACAAUUUCCGAAAAACCUUUUAUGUUGAUGACUUAAUGCAAAUCCAAUCAGUUUUCCACGUUAAUUCAAAGUCAUCACAUUUUCUUGUUGAAAUGACAUGGAAACAACGUUGAUUAAACCAGUUUGUGCCCAGUGGGUAGGGUCAGUUUCCCUUUCCUCAAACCUUACUAGAUCAAAUUUUAUUGGUUGCGUACACUGUUUGAUGAAAUAAGACACAAAUGAUACAAGAGGGAGCCAGAGAUCAAGAUAACCAGAAUAAAAAAACCUGACCCGACCAUCCUCCUCCUGCUGGCUUUCGCCGAUUCUGACGUUACUCUCCUAAAGUUGAUGGUAAUAGGCUACACAAGGAGUCUGCAACCUUUUGCAUGUGGAAUGCUAAUUUAUCUGACCAUUUCUACUGAUCUGUGUGCCAGUUAUGAUUUUCAUAUGCACAUUUUUGUGGAACUGUUUCAUUUCAUUUAUAAUAACGUCUUCGGAUCUGAAACUAUGUCAUGUGGUUAGUCAAAUUCUAUCCAAAUCUAAAUUAAAAUUAUACAAACCUAAAAAGUAACUUCUAUUGCCAUUUACAAAUACAUAAAGCCAACAAAUAAAAACAUUGCAGCCUGGAGGUAAAAAAUAUCCUGAUUUUAAAAAAUAUAUAUAUAUCCUAUAAAUCACGCAUGGCCUAUCUGCAACAACCUUGAAACAUUGUAUCAACUAUUAACUUGGGUCCGGCCCGAAGCUCACAGCAUUGUAUAAAAUAUUUUGGGCCCUCAGUUUCCCGCGCCAGUGAGCUUGGGACAGACAUAGCUGUAGGCUGUUUGUGCAAGGGAUAAGAGGUCAUCAGGUAGGCCUAUUUUAUGAUGUUUCCACUGGAUCAGAGAAUGACAUUUUUCCUUUUCACACUGAGUGGUUAUCAAAAGGGAGAGCGCUAGAAAGAUUUUUCAAGUACAUUGAACUAUUGUCAUUCUCAAUGGAUGUAAAAACAGACUUCAUUUGCUUGCUGUUUGAGGUGAAGAAAACAUUACUUUGAGAAGCUCCACAGCUCAUUAGUGGUGUUGAGUUAAGACAAUCAGAAAUACUAUCAGAUCCCUAAUUGAGCACAUUUAAAUGCCUACAUUUGCGUGCAGGCCAGGUAGCCUAUAGGCCUAAUUCUACGUGUAAUCAGGUGCGUGUCCUUACUCAACAUUGACAGGAGUGCUCCAAACAAAAGACAAUGACUAAAUUGACAACUCGUAAAUGGAAUGAAAUAAACCAAAACUUGUUUCUCACAAGCAUAGGUUGUGCGCUCCUAACAAUGAGAACGGUAAAAGACUGGAAUAAUAAAAUAUUGAAUGCAUUAACAGAAAUUACAGACAAACAUUGUAGAUAAGGAAUGAAAGGUAAAUGUACUACUGGUGAUAUACACUACCAGUCAAAAGUUUGGACACACCUACUCAUUCAAGGGUUUUUCUUUAUUUUUAGUAUUUUUUACAUUGUUUUGAUGUCUUCACUAUUAUUCUACAAUGAAAUAACAUAUGGAAUCAUGUAGUAACAAAAAGUGUUAAACAAAUCAAAAUAUAUUUCAUAUUUGAGAUUCUUCAAAUAGCCACCCUUUGCCUUGAUGACAGCUUUGCACACUCUUGGCAUUCUCUCAACCAGCUUCAUGAGGUAGUCACCUGGAAUGCAUUUCAAUUAACAGGUGAGCCUUCUUAAUAGUACAUUUGUGGAAUUUAUUUCCUCUUUAAUGCGUUUGAGCCAAUCAGUUGUGUUGUGACAAGGUGGGGGUGGGGGUGGGGGGGGGGGGGGGGGAAUAGUAGCCCUAUUUGGUAAAAGACCAAGUCCUAUUAUGGCAAGAACAGCCCAAAUAAGCAAAGAGAAACGACAGUCCAUCAUUACUUUAAGACAUGAAGGUCAGUCAAUAUGGAACAUUUCAAGAACUUUGAAAGUUUCUUCAAGUGCAGUCGCAAAAACCAUCAAGCGCUGUGAUAAAACUGGCUCUCAUGAGGACCGCUGGAUGGAAGACCCAGAGUUACCUCUGCUGCAGAGGAUCAGUUCAUUAGAGUUACCAGCCUCAGAAAUUGCAGCCCAAAUAAAUGCUUCACAGAGUUCAAGUCACAGACACAUCUCAACAUCAACUGUUCAGAGGGGACUGUGCGAGUCAGGCCUUCAUGGUCAAAUUGCUGCAAAGAAACCACUACUAAAGGACACCAAUAAGAAGAAGAGACCUGCUUGGGCCAAGAAACACGAGCAAUGGACAUUAGACUGGUGGAAAUCUGUCCUUUGGUCUGGAGUCCAAAUUGGAGAAUGUUUGGUUCCAACCACUUUGUCUUUUGUGAGCGGAUGAUCUCCACAUGUGUAUUUCCCACCGUAAAGCAUGGAGGAGGAGGUGUUAUGAUGUGGGGGUGCAUAGCUGGUGACACUGUCUGUGAUUUAUUUAGAAUUCAAGUCACACUUAGCCAGCAAUGCUACCACAGCAUUCUGCAGCGAUACGCCAUCCCAUCUGGUUUGGGCUUAGUGGGACUAUCAUUUGUUUUUCAACAGGACAAUGACCCAACACACCUCCAGGCUCUGUAAGGGCUAUUUUACCAAGGAGGAGAGUGAUGGAGUGCUGCAUCAGAUGACCUAGCCUCCACAAUGGGAUGAGUCAGACGGCAGAGUGAAGGAAAAGCAGCCAACAAGUGCUCAGCAUACUGUUGAAGUCGGAAGUUUACAUACACCUUAGCCAAAUACAUUUAAACUCAGUUUUUCACAAUUCCUGACAUUUAAUCCUAGUAAAAAUUCCCUGUCUUAGGUCAGUUAGGAUCACCACUUUAUUUUAAGAAUGUGAAAUGUCAGAAUAAUAGUAGAGAGAAUGAUUUAUUUAUUUAAUCACAUUCCCAGUGGGUCAGAAGUUUACAUACACUCAAUUAGUAUUUGGUAGCAUUGCCUUUAAAUUGUUUAACUUGCGUCAAACGUUUCGGGUAGCCUUCCACAAGCUUCCCACAAUAAGUUGGGUGAAUUUUGGCCCAUUCCUCCUGACAGAGCUGGUGUAUCUGAGUCAGGUUUGUAGGCCUCCUUGCUCGCACAUGCCUUUUCAGUUCUGCCCACAAAUUGUCUAUAGGAUUAAGGUCAGGGCUUUGUGAUGGCCACUCCAAUACCUUGACUUUGUUGUCCUUAAGCCAUUUUGCCACAACUUUGGAAGUAUGUUUGGGGUCAUUGUCCCAGAUACUUUUGUAUCUGUUUCCUCCAGCAUCUUCACAAGGUCCUUUGCUGUUGUUCUGGGAUUGAUUCACACUUUUCGCACCAAAGUACGUUCAUCUCUAGGAGACAGAACACGUCUCCUUCUUGAGCGGUAUGACAGCUGCGUGGUCCCAUGGUGUUUAUACUUGCGUACUAUUGUUUGUACAGAUGAACGUGGUACCUUCAGGCAUUUGGAAAUUGCUCCCAAGGAUGAACCAGACUUGUGGAGGUCUACAAUUAUUUUUCUGAGGUCUUGGCUGAUUUCUUUUGAUUUUCCCCUGAUGUCAAGCAAAGAGGCACUGAGUUUGAAGGUAGGCCUUUAAUGUCAAUUAGCCUAUCAGAAGCUUCUAAAGCCAUGACAUCAUUUUCUGGAAUUUUCCGAGCUGUUUAAAGGCACAGUCAACUUAGUGUAUGUAAACUUCUGACCCACUGGAAUUGUGAUACAGUGAAUUAUAAGUGAAAUAAUCUGUCUGUAAACAAUUGUUGGAAAAAUGACUUGUGUCAUGCACAAAGUAGAUGUCCUAACCGACUUGCCAAAACUAUAGUUUGUUAACAAGAAAUUUGUGGAGUGGUUGAAAAACAAGUUUUAAUGACUCCAACCUAAGUGUAUGUAAACUUCCGACUUCUAUUGUAGAAGCAGUUUUUCAGUCUCUCAGUCCCAGCUUUGAUGCACCUGUACUGUCUCCACCUUCUAGAUGGUAGCGGGGUGGACAGGCCUUGGCUCCGGUGGCUAAGGUCCUGACUCCUUGCUGAUCUUAUUGGCCUUCCUGUGACACCUGGUGCUGUAGAUGUCAUGGAGGGCAGGCAGUGUGGCCCAAGUGAUGUGUUGGGCUGACCGCACCACCCUCUGGAGAGCCCUGUGGUUGUGGACAGUGCAAUUGCCAUACCAGGUGGUGAUACAGCCUGACUGGAUGCUCUCAAUGGUGCAUCUGUAUACGUUUUUGAGGGUCUUAGGUGCCAAGCCGAAUUUUUUCAGCCUCCUGAGGUUGAAGAGGCACUGUUGCGCCUUUUUCACCACACUGCCAGGGCCCUCUCCUCCCUGUAGGCUAUUUCGUAAUUGUUGGUAAUCAGGCCUGCCACUGUUGUCUGCAAACUUCCUUUACCACCUGGGGUCGGCCCAUCAGGAAGUCCAGCACCCAGUUGCACAGUGUCCUGGACCUUAACCAUUAAGCACAAAACUGCCUCUAGGGUCAUGAUCAUUUUGCACCAAAUCGAAAAACUGACUGAAACGCGGAAUGACUUCCCGAAGUUGUCCAAUAAGAAACACUCAUUGUCGUUUUCCGUUGCAAAAAGUUUUUCUACGGUGUGCCUUAAUGAAUACGACUCUGGUCUGUGCUUACUGCUUAUCAACGGGCAACCAGUCUAUGAGUUGGAAAUUGAAUUUCGACCCGGUUCCUGAGUGCAUCCCAAUAAUAUAUCCUUCCUCCUGAAGCAUUGGAUUGGUAUAGACAUGGGCUAGAGGGUGUUUCUAUAUACCAAUAAUUUCCUUUCAAAUCUAUGAAGGGAAGUGCACAAUUUGGGAGGAUGGAGAGAUUAUUGGGACUCACUUAUUGAUUCUCAAAGUCAGACAAACUCAUGGAUACCAGUUUUAUGUCUCUGCCAGCAACGUUCUAUCUAUCGCAUUAUGGCGUCUGUGAAUGCACGGGCCGCUCCAUUGAGACAUAUUACAACACUGCAAUCUCUAUACGACAAUGGGACAAAGAAUGAGGAAGUGGAUUAUGAUUAUCUCGUUUAUGAUUAUCAGUCAAAUUUAUGAAUUUAUAAAAUAUUGAUUACUAUAUAUAGCUUUGAAAGACUAUAUAUGACCAACCACCCAGCUUUGGAGUAGUUGGAAGGUCUAUUUCCCUGCUUUUGAGAGGCGCUGGCUAUUGUACCGGGAGACUUCUAGCAAUUGCCCUAAGCUAGCGAUAUGCUAACUUCAAUAAUUUCCAAACUGCACGCAGAGACAUAAAAAUGGUAUCCAUGAGUUCGUCGAAGUAAGUAGAAAAACGACCUAAAUCUUGGAAUCUUACAGAAUCCCUUUAACCCUGCACUUUGAGAGUUGUGUGGGGAGUUGAUCCUCCACCCCUAAGCAUCCCCUCUCCGGCUCCCAGAUGGCAGUGUAGGAAUUGGGUCCCGGUUCCUAUGUCACCUCCCUCACACCCUCUGCGGGGUCUGUAUACAACUGGAUGUAUCCGGUUUUCAGGGGAAAUGGAAAGCGAGCCUUUGACGCGACUUCCGCUUUUGGACAUUAACAAGGCGACACUCCUUCUUAACUCCUCCACAUUUACUGCGUUGGUUGAACAGAACCUCUCCCAACAGUAGAUUGUUUCUCGUCAGGACCAAAAAGAAAGAAACACCGCUCAGGCAUUUAUGUUACGCCUGCUACGUUAGGUUACUUCCCUCAUUACAGAUGGCAGGGUGUUAGCUUUGCUGGCCUCGUGCUAAGAGACCGAGGAGAGGAUUUCACAACCUGUAUGUGUGUGAGGGAUUUGCAUGGCGCUAGGGCAUGUGGCCUAGCAGGUUGGCGUUAAGGACAUGAAUUUCUUUAGGCGACACAUCCAUCCCUCAUAGAACUACACUGCAAUCUGAUCUGUCCGAGUGUGUGUUUGUGUGAGUUUCGUUUUUGUGUGUGUAGACGUGCAUGCCAGAAUGUGGGCAUGCACAGUGCACUGAGUGUGUGUGCAUAUGAAUGGGCGUGUGCGUGUGUCUGUGUGAAUGUGUGUGUGUGUGUGUAUGUGGAUAAGGAUUACAUUGUGCAUUAGCUCAGAAGAGAAUCAAGUCCAUUCACAGUAUGUCAUCCUCGACUUCACAAACAUUUGUUUUACUGCCAAACCACUAACAAGAUUAUAGAAAAACACAAUGCAAACAGUCUCUCUUUCUCUCCUCUCUCUCUCUCAUUCCCUAGUACAAUGCUGUCUUUCAGUCUUUCGUUUGUCCCCACCUCCUUUCUUACAGGAUUCUCAUUAUAAAACCUCCUUAUGGACACACAUAUGCACAAACACACACUCACAUACUCGCAGAGAUACAUGUACACACAUCGAUACAGUUACAUAAUAUCAUUAGUACCUGUGAAUAGGCAUUGGAUGGACAACAAAGGCACACACACACGUGAGCCAAGCCAAGCAUGCAUACCCUUUGGCAGGCUGGCAUACUACAGUACAUGUUCUUUCUCAGUGCUGCCACCUGUGGGAUAUCGAGGAUACGUGCAUGUGUGUUUGUGUCUAUGUGUGUGCUGUGCGUGCAUGCAGUCCAAUGUGCCUGCGUGCGUGUGUAAAAGCUUGAUAGGUUUGGGGACGUUUCGUAAGAGACUGCAGUGGUGCUAUGGGUUUGUCAAUCACAAUUCAGUAGGGAAGUCUACAGUAGAGAAAUCCUUUCUCUCACCAUCAAAGCUCCUCAAAGAAAGCCUCUCCUUUUACCAUUGAUGGGUGUAGUGUGAAUUUGCCCCUAGGACGCUGAUCUUGGGUCAGUUUUGUAUUUCCCCCACAAAUCGUUAAGGUUAGGAUUGGGGGAGGGGAAGCUGAUCCUAGAUCUGUACUGAGGGGAAACCUCACACCGGAGCCUCAUUGAUGUAACAAGUCAAUGCCUGAAACGGCACCCAAACUCUAAUCUGUGCCUGCAUCCCAAAGGGCACUCUAUUGGGCCGUGGUCAAAAGUAGUGCACUAAUAAAGGGGCCUAUAUCUCCUCCCUCAACCCUUUGUCUUUUCCCCGCUAACACCUCAAGUCAUCUUCCCCCUAUUUUCCCAUCGUUGUUCUCCUCUUAUUCCUUCCUCUCCCACUUUUCUUCUUUAAUCAUUACCCCAUUCCCUCCCUUUCUUACACAUUUUCAGUUUUUUCUCCAAUCUUCCAUUCCUCUUCCUUCUGUCCAUCCCAUCUCUACAUCAUUAUUAUGUUUUUUAUGAAAAUGUAUUUAUAAACCUUCUUUGUAUUAUAUUGUUCUAUGUGUCAUGAUUUGCCAAUUAUUUGUGGAGCUUAUGUUAGAAACUGCUGCCAUCUUGAAUAAGGGUCCCUAGCAAACAACAAUGACAGUAACCUGUAUAAAUACAAGUUAAAUGAAAAUAACCUAUUUAGUAAAAUGUUGUAUCAAGUAUUUUUUGCUGACCAUUUGGGUUUCUCACUUCUUCUCGCACAUGCCUACCUGUAUAGCUGCCAUUGGCAAAUUGUAAUACUAUAGAACGAGAGUAAAUGAACAAUUCUCUUUUUGUCUCUCCUCCCUUCACCUCCCCUCCCCUCCCUCCUCUCAAGGUGCCGACGGACGGUGGGAUGGGCCUGCUGGCGGAGCCCCAGGUGGCCAUGUUCUGUGGGAAGCUCAACAUGCACGUGGAUGUCCAGAGCGGCAAGUGGGAGUCGGACCCCUCCGGCACCAAGAGCUGUAUCGGCACCAAGGAGGGCAUCCUGCAGUACUGUCAGGAGGUAUGGAGAUUGGGGUUGGAUACGAUAUGAUACGAUACAAUACCUUAAUAUAUAAUAAUAUAAUGUAUGCCAUUUAGCAGACGCUUUUAUCCAAAGGCGACUUACAGUCAUGCGUCUAAACAUUUUAGCAGAUACCCAUAGACUUCCAGUCAUUGCGCUACACGCUAGUCAGCAUUGGCUUGCGAAACUACCUCUAACUUCCUUCAUACUGGACGCAGAGACAUUAAAAUGGUAUCCACGAGUUAAUCUGACUCUGGAGAAGUAGAUAAAGUGCCUCAUUGCCAAAAUCCCGAAGUAUCCCUUUAAGAGUGUUGGGCCAGUAACCAAAAGGUCGCUGGUUCGAAUCCCUGAGCCGACUAGGUGAAAAAUCUGUUGACGUGCCCUUGAGCAAAGCACUUAACCCUAAUUGCUCCAGGGUCGCCAUCAAUAAUGGCACUCUCCGAGAAAUUCCAACAUGCGUAUAAUACACACAUGUACAUGUAUGAAAUAGGACAAAUGUAAGCACCCACCUUAUUAUUAGUAGUAGUAGUAUUCUGGCGUUGCAAGCGCCAUGCUCUACCAACUAAGCUACAGAGGAAGCUACUUUAAUGUCCAUAUAAAUGGACAUUUUAUUUUGUUAGGUCACCAUACUAAAUACACAUUUACGUCAUUUAGCAGACCCUCUGAUCCAGAGCGACUUACAGUAGUGAGUGCAUACAUUUUCAUAUUCGUUCGUACUGGUUCCCCGUGGGAUUCGAACCCACAACCCUGGCGUUGCAAGUGCCAUGUUCUACCAACUGAGCCACACGGGACCUAUACACUAUCAAUACACUAUAAUACAAAAUGCAAUGCAAAAAUACUGGAAUGUGAGAACACACAUGGGGGAGAAGGGACAAGGAGGGGAAUGAGAGAGGGAUGUAUCGGCAUCCUGCAGUACUCGUAGGAAGAGAGGGAGGAGAGAAGAGAAGGAGGGAGUAGAAAGGGUGGCUUUGGCAUCAACCAGGACUGCCCGGAGGUAGGAGGAGAAGGGGGGGGGGGUAGAGGCAUGUAUCAAGAGCUACGUAUUGCCAGGAGCUAGGGGGGAGGGAAGGUGGUAGCGUUAGGGGGAGGGAGGAGCUAAAGGAGAAGGAUCAAGAGCCAAAUCGGCACCCUGCAAUAUUGCCGGGGGGGGGGGGGGGGAGCGAGAGAGAGAGAGGAGAGGAGAGGACAUGGGGGAAGAGAGAGGGAGUAGGGAAAAAGAGACAUGUAUUGCCAGGUGGUAGGGUUAGGGAGAAGGGGGAGAGGGAGGGUUCAAGCUCAAGUAAAUGUAAUUAUUUACAUGGCACAAUACAGUUGAACUCUGAAUUGUUUGAUGAAUAAAUAAAAAAAACUAAAGGGAGGGAGGGAGAGAAAGAGACAUCAGAAAGGAAUGUGCAUAGAGAGGAGUUGGAGAGUAGUGCUGUUGUUAAAAUGGAGAUUGAGAAGAAUUGGGUCAGGGAAACGGUGGAUAAAUGAUAAACCAAUUUAAAGGCAGGAAAGGAGGGGUGGAGUGAGUUAGUGAAGUAAUUGGAUGAGAGGAGCGAAACAGAGAAGUAAUACUUGGAGAGGUGGAUUAGAGAAGAACCGAGAACAAUGAACAGAGGGGGAGGGGGAUAUAGAGAGAGGGGGAGAGAGUAAGAAAGAGAGAGGGCUAGGACCGGAUGGUAGGGACAGAUGGGAGGAUGUGGAUGAACAGUGAUUGGGAGAGAGCGAAAGAGAGAGUGCUCACCACCUUGUGAACGGAUGGUGGGACAGAUGGGUGAUGAUGUGGAAGAGAGGGAGGAGGAGAGGGAGAGAUCAAUCAUAGAUAGAAAAUGGGAUGGGGGGGUGAAAGGAGAUGAUGAUGAUGAUGAUAGACAGACACCGUGUUUCUUCUCUCCCAGGUGUACCCUGAGCUGCAGAUCACCAACGUGGUGGAGGCCAACCAGCCAGUCAGCAUCCAGAACUGGUGCAAGAAGGGCCGCAAGCAGUGCCGCAGUCACCUGCACAUCGUGGUGCCCUACCGAUGCCUAGGUACAAAUGCACUGUGUAUGUGUGUGGGGGGUGGGGGGAGGCCUGUGUGCAUAGGGGGUGUGUGGGUGGGGUCGACGGUUCACACGUGUGUGUGUGUGUGUGUGUGUGUGUGUAUGGAGAUGAAAUGUAUGUGUGCUUUUGUCCUAUUUGAAUUAGUAAAAAGUGGUUAUUUUGUUGUUGGCUGUUGUUUUUUAUUUGUUCUUAUGUCUGUGUAUUAAUUGGCUCUGUCUGUGUAUGUUGCAGUGGGGGAGUUUGUCAGUGAUGCCCUGCUGGUUCCUGAUAAGUGCAAGUUCCUGCACCAGGAGCGCAUGGACAUGUGUGAGAGCCACCUGCACUGGCACACCGUGGCCAAAGAGGUGAGACCACGCACACACAUAUACAUGCUACAUAUUUUACAGAAUGCCACUCCAUCCGCAGGAGGGGCAGGGGCGCACCCAAAAGUGUUGACCCUCUGUGUAUGUCUGUUUUUAUUAUUUUACCCUGUAAGACAACGUUUUCUUAACUUUAUCUAUCUUAGUUGGAUACAUCUUGAGUACUUACUAGUUCAUGUAGGCCAUAUACUAUCCACCAUAUACACCCACCCUAAAGUGCAUAAAACAACAAAUCUAUGAAAUGAUUGUAUAGUAAUACACUAUAUAUACAAAAGUAUGUGGAAACCCCAUUCAAUUAGUGGAUUCGGCUAGUUCAGCCACAGUCGUUGCUGACAGGUGUAUAAAAUUGAGCAUACAGGCAUGCAAUCUCCAUAGACAAACAUUGGCCUUAGAAUGGCCUUAAUGAAGAGGUCAGUGACUUUCAACGUGGCACCGUCAUAGGAUGCCACCUUUCCAACAAGUCAGUUUGUCAAAUUUCUGCCCUGCUAGAGCUGCCCCGGUCAACUAUAAGUGCUGUUAUUGUGAAGUGGAAACGUCUAGGAGCAACAAUGGCUCAGCCGCGAAGUUGUAGGCCACACAAGCUCGCAGAACAGGACCGCCGAGUGCUGAAGCGCAUUGCGCGUAAAAAUCAUCUGUCCUUGGUUGCAACACUCACUACCGAGUUCCAAACUGCCUUUGGAAGCAAUGUCAGCACAACAACUGUUCGUCAGGAGCUUCAUGAAAUGGGUUUCCAUGGCCAAGCAGCCGCACAUAAGCCUAAGAUCACCAUGCGCAAUGCCAAGCGUUGGCUGGAGUGGUGUAAAGCUCGCCGCCAUUGGACUCUGGAGCAGUGGAAACACGUUCUCUUGAGUAAUGAAUCAAGCUGCACCAUCUGGCAGCCCAACGGACGAAUCUGGGUUUGGCGGAUGCCAGGAGAACGCUACCUGCCCCAAUACAUAGUACCAACUGUAAAGUUUGGUGGAGGAGGAAUAAUGGUCUGUGGCUGUUUUUCAUGGUUCGGGCUAGGCCACUUAGUUCUAGACGAUUCUGUGCUUCCAACUUUGUGGCAACAGUUUGGGGAAGGCCCUUUCCUGUUUCAGCAUGACAAUGCCCCCGUGCACAAAGCGAGGUCCAUACAGAAAUGGUUUGUCGAGAUAGGCGUGGAAGAACUUGACUUGCCUGCAUAGAGCCCUGACCUCAACCCCAUCGAACACCUUUGGGAUGAAUUGGAACGUUGACUGUGAGCCCGACCUCACUAAUGCUGUUGUGGCUGAAUGGAAGCAAGUCCCCGCAGCAAUGUUCCAACAUCUAGUGGAAAGCCUUCCCAGAAGAGUGGAGGCUGUUAAAGCAGCAAAGGGGGGACCAACUCCAUAUUAAUGCCCAUGAUUUUGGAAUGAGAUUUUCGACGAGCAGGUGUCCACUUACUUUUGGUCAUGUAGUGUAUAAUAAACAAAACCUGGAUCAAUUAUGUCAGAGUAGGAGUGCUGAUUUAGGAUCAGUUUAGCCUUUUAGAUCACCAUGAAUAGAAUGACAUGGACAGGGGGGAACUGAUCCUAGAUCAGCACUCCUACUCUUGAUACAUGCAGCCCUUGAUUUAACUGCCCCAUCCCUCUCUCACCCAGUCCUGCGGAGACCGCACCUUGAAUCUCCACGACUACGGGAUGCUGUUGCCGUGCGGCAUCGACCGUUUCCGGGGGGUGGAGUUUGUGUGCUGUCCGUCAGACAGGGAGACCGACAGCACUGAGCAGGACGAGGAUGACUCAGACGUGUGGUGGGGAGGAGCCGAGACUGACUACACUGACAACAGGUACACACCCACACACAGGAGCUCAUACAGUACUCACUUAGAUUCAUACUUAUACUAACCUCGUCCUCAGGCUAUUGUGCACAGUGCAUAUCAGCCUGGGAUAUCAACGAUUCAAAGUUGGCCUUAGUGGGAGAGACCAUAGAAUUCUAUGGGAGUGAGUAAAGUAUUUAUCUUUUUUUUUUUAUCGAAUCACACGACUGCGAGGCGGAACGUAAACUGAGGUGCGCCAAGACACAUACGGGGAGGGCUAGGGGGAAGGUGUUGUGGGAGAUGAUUGGUUGGUAGAUUAAGCCGAUUAAGCCAAUGCCUACCGGUCUUUCUGUAUUGGCUAACGACGGCCAUGUUUGACGCGCUGGUCCACCAGACUCUUUGCCCAUUUGGGCGGAAGUGUCUGGGAACAAGAUUAUACUUAUACUAGCACUCACACACAUACAGUACACGCACUCAUAACAACAUUACUCACACACAUCCUCACUAUCCCUCACUCCCUCCCUCCCUCCCUCACUCCACCUCCCUCCCUCCCUCCCUCUCUCAGUAUGGCCAGGGGGGCUGUAGAGCUAGCUGGAUCCGCGCCCCAGCAGCAACAACAGGAGGAAGAGGAGGAGGAGACAGAGGAGACAGCCCCUGCCUUGGUAGAGGAAGAUGAUGAGGAUGUGGAAGAGGAAGAGGAGGAGGAGCAGGAGGUGGUGGAUAAUGACCAGGAUGGAGACGGGGACGAGGACGAGGAGGAUGAUGACGUCAUUGACGAGCGCGACGAUAGCGAACCCACCACCAACAUCGCCAUGACUACCACCACCACCACUACUACUACCACCGAGUCUGUGGAGGAAGUGGUCAGAGGUGAGAGGGACUGGGAGGACCAGGGGCCAUGUGUGUGUACAUGUGGGUGUGUGUGUACAUCAUUUACUGUGCAUUUACUCUGCUUGUCUAUUUAAAGGUUGAGUGAGUGUAUGCAGGGGUGGAAUUGGGGGGGGGGGGAAGCCAAUCUAGAAACUCACCACUGUAAAUCAGUAGGAAUUCAGCUAAAUCUCCAUCCCCACCAUUCAUUUACAGUGAAAUGCUUACUUACAAGCCCUUAACCAACAAUGCAGUUUUAAUUAAACAAUGCAAAUAGUCCGGGUAGCCAUGAUUAGCUGUUCAGGAGUCUUAUGGCUUGGGGGUAGAAGCUGUUGAGAAGUCUUUUGGACCUAGACUUGGCACUCCGGUACUGCUUGCCGUGCGGUAGCAGAGAGAACAGUCUAUGACUAGGGUGGCUGGAGUCUUUGCCCCCCAUAUUUCACCCGAGUGUAUGACAUUACAGUAGUGUGUGUGUGUAAGUUCACACACCAUUGGAAUGCUCACGCCUGUACGAUUAUAAGUAUGUGUUCCAAAUGGCACCCUAUUCCCUAUAUAGUCCACUACUUUUUGACCAGGGCCCAUCGUGCACUACUUUUGACCAGAUCCCUAUGUAGGGAAUAGGCCGGGUGCCAUUUGGGACUCACCCUAUGUGUGUGUGUGUGUGUGCUGACGGCUCAUCGUCCCCCCCCACCAGAGGUGUGUUGGGCGAAUGCGGAGACGGGCCCAUGCCGUGCCAUGCUUGCACGCUGGUACUUUGUCCGCGAGGAGGGCCGCUGUGCCCAGUUCAUCUAUGGCGGCUGCGGGGGCAACCGCAAUAACUUUGAGUCGGAGGAGUACUGCCUGUCUGUCUGCAGCACCGUCAGUAAGUCAGUCACACAGACAGCGUCCUGUCUACCUGUCUGUCUGCGUGUCCACGUCUGAAAGCUAGCCUCUGUCGUUAGCCCUCUGGCUAGCUAGAUGCUAACCACGCUAAUACUACUUCACGCUACAUGCUAACCUCUGGUCUCACUAACCACCACUUGUACUGCCUGUCUGUCUGCUGCACUGUUAGUAAGUCAGUCACACAGACUACCUGUCUGUCUGCGUGUAGUGUCCAUGCCGGCUAGUUACCGUUUUGCUAACCGUCUGACUAGCUAGCUCUUUACCACGCUAGUUCGCGCUAACCUGUGGUCUCACUUAACUACCCCUUGUUGUACUGCCUGUCUGUCUGCAGCAUAUUCAGUAAGUCAGUCACACGGACAGCAUAGCAUCCUGCCUAACUGUCUGUCUGCGUGUAGCACUGUUAAGUGUCCACGUCUGCUAGCUAGUGUCUGGUUAACCGUCUGGCUAGCAAAUGGCCCUAGCCGUCUUGCUACCUUGGUGCUAACUACACUAACCAUGUCCGCUAGCCGUUAACCAUGCUUGCUAACCACUCUGGUCUCACUAACCACCACUCGUUGUGUGUUUACUGUAGGCUUGGGCGAUAUACCGUAUACCGGGGUAUUUCGAAAUACAGACGGUAUGUUUUUCAAUACCGUUAAAAAUAAUACAUGUAUAUACUUUUUGCUUAAGUUAAGUGUAAAUAUAACAAAUCUAAGAUGUGUCAAAUGUUAUCCGGUUUGCUAACUUGCUGGAUAAGGGGCUAGAUGUCAAGAUCAAGCUUCUUGGUUACAGCAGAGACAUUCAAUCCCCUCCUGGAUAAAAAUCCCUGUUACCUAAAUUGUUUUGUGUGUUGCUUUCUUUUUUUUUUAAAUAGCGCCCCUUGUGUGCAUAUUCGGUAAUACCAUAUACCCCGGUAUGGUACAGAAACGGUAUGACUAUGAAAAUCUAGAUACCGCCCACCCCUAGUUUACUGUACACAUGGACGAAUACAUUCACACACACACUUAUCCUUUAACCUGUUUGUGGGUUUUAGAAGACACUAAAACGAGUGAUUUCACCUGUUUUUCCACUGAUUCCGUAUGAGCGAACACCUGUGUGUGUGUGUGUGUGUGCGCGUGCCAGAUAGGGAAGGCAAAUGUUUCUCUCUCACACUAAUUUGAGUGUUGUGUGAGGCAGUGAACUGACAGUCGUGUGUGUGUGAACGAGAGCAUAUGAUCCAACCAUCGAUGGUUCACUCUCGCUCCCUCCCUCCCUCCCCCUACUUUCUUUCUGUAUACAGUGUCUUCUCUCUCACACUCCCUCUUUCUCUCACUAAUCCUGUCUUUCACUCCAUCUCACCUCCUCUGUAGCAGCCUCUGAAAUUCUGUGUGUGUGUGUGCGAGCGUGUGUGAGAUUUCUACUUGGUUGAGCAGAGCUGUGAAAGACAGUUCUGUAGUAUGGGAACGAGACUACAGCUUGUGUUUACACCAACUAGCAACCCUCUGUGUCCAAUACGCCUCGCACCCUCACCUUUCACACGGUCAUUUAGCGGUUACUGCAUGAUCAACAAGCGGUCACAGUGGGGUCAAAGCCAAGGGGUCACACUGCGGUCAGAACUAAAGAUAGGACUCCCUUGUUUAGGCUUAGCUUGUUUGACCGUAUCAAUUAAUUACAUCAUGACCACAUAGACCGGACCCAGAGCAGAGUCCAAGUUAGAAUUGUAUUAAUGGUUCUGCUUUGUUCGGAUCACAAAAUGCUCUUGGUUGUUUUGGGACUAUUGAGUGUCUGUGAAAUUAAGUCGUGCUAAUCUCUGAGACAAACUAUAACAAAAAACAAGCUUCACAUGACACACACACAGGUUCCAAAGUAUCACAGCAACGCUUCCUUAUUCAUUUAUGUAUUCAUGUAAGAAAUAAUAAAUGUAUGCAGUUCAGUGUUUAAUCAUGUUUAAUCAAGGACUCUGAUGAUGAUAAAUACAGUAUGUCACGUAAUGUGAUAUACAUAACAUACACACACACACACACACACACACUUUAGCCGGAGGAUAUUUUACAACCUCAUUACGCUCAGAAUAUUACAUAAAUGAAAGCGAUUUACUUUUUAAUGUCAAACCGAUAGAUACAGGUCAUGCAAGGUAUCCCAGCCUUAAGGCAUAACAGCUUUUUAGUAGGUUAUUCUGUAGUAGAAUAAAUGGGGGAAUUGAUAAAGUAACUCUAUUCUAGAGAGGCUUCUAAUCAAACAUCUAAAUGACUUGGAGUGUCUAUGGCAGUCGCAUUAAUGGAAGAGACUAUGUUGAAAGAAUUCUGGUAACUUAUAUUCUGGUAACCAAAAUACCAAGGUUUUGCAGAAUUCACAGUUGGAAGAUUCCUGGAAUCAGGAGGGAAUAAGCAGGAAAUCUGGAAUCCUCCAACCAGGACACACACACACAGAGACACCAGCCACCCUUCAAACGCACACUUCUCUGCUUUUUCACUCUGUCUGUAUUGUUUACUCUCGUUCACUCACUCGAUGAAUCACUAACCAACCUGUUGUUACUAACACUAAUAUUAUUAAUCAUCUCGCUUUAGUGUCUGCUGUUAUGGACCUGCUACAUGGUGUUGGUAGUUUGGAUCUUCUGUCUUUUUACUUUGUUUAUUGGUGUUAUAUUACUGCCUCCGGAUCCUUAUUUCAAUCAAAUCAAAUAAUCUGAAAGCACUUAUCGUAAGUCACUCUGGAUAAAAUGGUCUGGAUUUUGAGGAGGAAAGCAAUGUAAGAAGAAACAUAGAAAAAGGGAUGCGGGGGAGGUGAAGGAAAGAUGGGGUUAUCUGAAGACCAGAUUGUAAGAGUAAUUUUCUCAAUUUCUCUCCAUCUCAUCCCCAUCUCUCCCCCCUCCACCACCCAGUGCCCACCGCCACCCCCAGCCCUCCCGAUGCCGUGGACCGUUACCUGGAGACGCCCGGGGAUGACAACGAACACGCCCACUUUGCCAAGGCCAAGGAGAGUCUGGAGGCCAAACACCGCGAGAGGAUGUCCCAGGUAGGAGAGAGGAAGAGAGAAGGGCAGAGAAGGGAGGGGCAAAGGGGACGGAGGGGGGGGAGAGAGGAAGAGAGGGGUUGAGAGUGGAAGGGGGAGGGAUGGGUGAAGAAUGGGGAGGGAGGGGUGAAGAAGAGGGAGGGGGGAGGGAAGGAGAGAUAAAGAGAGGUGUUGAGAGUGGAAGGCGGGAGGGAGGAUGGAGAAGGGGUGAGGUUGGGGAGGGUGGAGAGAGAAGGAAGCAAAGACACUGUUGAGGUGAAAAUACCAUGUAUGAACGUAGCCACAGGGAAGGAAGGGUAGGGAGGGGAAGGGGUUAGAUACAGCAGUAACCUGUCUUUCUUCUUGUAGGUGAUGAGGGAGUGGGAGGAGGCAGAGAGGGAGGCCAAGAGUCUACCUCGUGCUGAUAAGAAGGCUGUCAUCCAGGUCAGACACAAAGGAUACUCAAACAUAUUAAUAAAUGCUAAAUCAGCGACUGUCAAUGUCAUAGGUGUGUGUCUUGAGUGUAGGAGCUGAAUAUUUGAAAAUAGCGUGGUGGUAGGGACUCUGUCUAUAAUUUAAUUUGUGUGUGUAUCAUAUACUGUAUAUAAGUGUGUCUUAUCAUGAAUGUAUCAUGUGUAUUACAUUUGUGUGUCAUGUUGCAUAGUAUAAUAAUGUGUGUGUGUGUAUCACACAGCGUUUCCAGGAGAAGGUUGAGGCCCUGGAGCAGGAGGCAGCCAGUGAGAGGCAGCAGCUGGUUGAGACCCACAUGGCCCGGGUCGAGGCCCUGCUCAAUGACCGCCGCCGCCUGGCCCUGGAGAGCUACCUGACCUCCCUGCAGGCCGAACCACCCAGGGUAGAUAGAGAGUACAUAGUAACAGAGUAUAACACACACACAGGUAGAGAGUACACACACACACACACACACACACACACACACACACACACAGGUAGAGAGUACAGACAUACACACAUUGUUGCCUGGCCCUGUAGAGCCACCUAACCGCCCUGCAGGCCCAGCCACCCAGGGUAGGGACACAUACACACUAUGCAGACAUAUACAGACACAUACAGUACAUAUGGAUCAUCCUACCAUAGUCCUACUCCUCCCACACACAGACCGACGUUCUGACUCUCUCUCGCUCUCUCCCUUUUUUCCCUUUCUUCUUCUCUCUCUCCCUCUACCCCCCCCCCCCCCCCCCCCUCUUUCUCUCUAGCCUCGUCAUGUGUUCAGCCUAUUGAAGAAGUAUGUCCGUGCAGAACAGAAGGACAGACAGCACACCCUUAAACACUUUGAGCACGUCCGCAUGGUCGACCCCAAGAAGGCCGCACAGAUCCGACCCCAGGUAAUAAGCCCACUAAGCCCACAUUUUAAUGUGUUUUACGUGGUGACCGUGAUUUUGUUGUCAUUCUCAUGAAGGCCAUUGAAGGUCGAAACAAUUUGAUUUGAACGAAUUAGAUAAAUAAUGAUAUUUAUUGAUGCUCUUAUUACUUUUUGUAUGCACCUCGUCUCACGUUGGUUGAGUGCCUUCUACUCCUCUCCAGUGCAGAAACAACCAAAUAUUUGCCAUUUGUACCAAAUAAAAGAAUAAACCUAGAAACAACAUUUCUCAUCCACCACCAAGCCCAAACAUGCUCACACGCACAAACACCAAUACACCUCUGAAGGGUAUUUUGGUAACCUCCUGACAUGUACAGUGUAUGGCUCACAGAAGAUAGCUUGUAUUAAAUAGCAUUCAAAUGUACUUGUAGGUACUGACCCACCUGCGUGUGAUUGAGGAGAGGAUGAACCAGUCCCUGGGUCUGCUCUACAAGGUGCCGGGAGUGGCCGACGACAUCCAGGACCAAGUUGGUGAGUGUUAUUUUCAGUCUCAUCUCUCCUUUAAUUAAGCAGGUAAAGGUUGACCAGGUCUGUGUGCAAGCAUUAACUGAUAUGAACCAGUAACCUUCCCUCAUCCACACUGUCACCAAGCACUAUCCAUAGUUUAUAUCCACAAAACCCUCAUCCACUUUUACUGUCAUUCAUGAUACAGAUAAUCAUAUACAGUGGGGAGAACAAGUAUUUGAUACACUGCCGAUUUUGCAGGUUUUCCUACUUACAAAGCAUGUAGAGCUCUGUAAUUUUUAUCAUAGGUACACUUCAACUGUGAGAGACGGAAUCUAAAACAAAAAUCCAGAAAAUCACAUUGUAUGAUUUUUAAGUUAAUAAUUUGCAUUUUAUUGCAUGACAUAAGUAUUUGAUACAUCAGAAAAGCAUAACUUAAUAUUUGGUACAGAAACCUUUGUUUGCAAUUAAAGAGAUCAUACGUUUCCUGUAGGUCUUGACCAGGUUUGCACACACUGCAGCAGGGAUUUUGGCCCACUCCUCCAUACAGACCUUCUCCAGAUCUGUCGCUGGGCAAUACGGACUUUCAGCUCCCUCCAAAAUGUUCUAUUGGGUUCAGGUCUGGAGACUGGCUAGGCCACUCCAGGACCUUGAGAUGCUUCUUACGGAGCCACUCCUUAGUUGCCCUGGCUGUGUGUUUCGGGUCGUUGUCAUGCUGGAAGACCCAGCCACGACCCAUCUUCAAUGCUCUUACUGAGGGAAGGAGGUUGUUGGCCAAGAUCUCGCGAUACAUCCAUCCUCCCCUCAAUACGGUGCAGUCGUCCUGUCCCCUUUGCAGAAAAGCAUCCCCAAAGAAUGAUGUUUCCACCUCCAUGCUUCACGGUUGGGAUGGUGUUCUUGGGGUUGUACUCAUCCUUCUUCUUCCUCCAAACACGGCGAGUGGAGUUUAGACCAAAAAGUUAUAUUCUUGUCUCAUCAGACCACAUGACCUUCUCCCAUUCCUCCUCUGGAUCAUCCAGAUGGUCAUUGGCAAACUUCUUACGGGCCUGGAUAUGCGCUGGCUUGAGCAGGGGGACCUUGCGUGCGCUGCAGGAUUUUAAUCCAUGACGGCGUAGUGUGUUACUAAUGGUUUUCUUUGAGACUGUGGUCCCAGCUCUCUUCAGGUCAUUGACCAGGUCCUGCCGUGUAUUUCUGGGCUGAUCCCUCACCUUCCUCAUGAUCAUUGAUGCCCCAUGAGGUGAGAUCUUGCAUGGAGCCCCAGACCGAGGGUGAUUGACCGUCAUCUUGAACUUCUUCCAUUUUCUAAUAAUUGCGCCAACAGUUGUUGCCUUCUCACCAAGCUGUUUGCCUAUUGUCCUGUAGCCCAUCCCAGCCUUGUGCAGGUCUACAAUUGUAUCCCUGAUGUCCUUACACAGCUCUCUGGUCUUGGCCAUUGUGGAGAGGUUGGAGUCUGUUUGAUUGAGUGUGUGGACAGGUGUCUUUUAUACAGGUAACGAGUUCAAACAGGUGCAGUUAAUACAGGUAAUGAGUGGAGAACAGGAGGGCUUCUUAAAGAAAAAUGAACAGGUCUGAGAGCUGGAAUUCUUACUGGUUGGUAGGUGAUCAAAUACUUAUGUCAUGCAAUAAAAUGCAAAUUCAUUACUUAAAAAUCAUUAUUUUUUUAGAAUCCGUCUCUCACAGUUGAAGUGUACCUAUGAUAAAAAUUACAGACCUCUACAUGCUUUGUAUGUAGGAAAACCUGCAAAAUCGGCAGUGUAUCAAAUACUUGUUCUCCCCACUGUAACAUCAUGACAUCCCUCAAUUCUCUCCUCCAUCAAAUCAAUAAUUAUAACCUCUCCCUCCCUUCUCCUUCUCCUUCCCACUCCCUCCCUCACUCUGUCUGUGUUUGUCUGGGUCUUGAGUUGUGUGCGUCACCGAGCCAUCUGUGUCUGAGUCAAUCUCAGACUCUGUCUAGUUUCCCCUCCUCUCAGGCUGCUCCCCUGCCCUCUGUGCACACACACACACCGCCUCCCAGCAACACAGACAUUGGUUUGCUUUUCUCCUGUAUUUAAAACAAAUGAGAACAGAGAGCGACCUUGUGUUUCAAAGUGAAGUGCAUGCUAUGGGCCCUAGUCAAAAGCAGUGCACUAUAUAGGGAAUAGGGUGACAUUUGGGACGCACACUUUAAGUCAAUACGCGUUACACACUCCUUUGGAAUGUAAUGGCAUUGGCCAUAUUACCUUUUUGGCCUCUCACACAUAGUGUGCGUCCCAAAUGGCACCAUUUUCCCUUUAUAGCGUACUACUUUGGACCAGGGCCUUGCAAACGUAUUCAUCCCCCUUGGCGUUGUUCCUAUUUUGUUCCAUUACAACCUGUAAUUUAAAUGGAUUUUUAUUUGGAUUUCAUGUAAUGGACAUACACAAAAUAGUCCAAAUUGGUGAAGUGGAAUGAAAAAAAAAACUGGUUUCAAAAAAUUCAAAAAAAUGUAUAACGGAAAAGUGGUGCGUGCAUAUGUAUUCACCCCCUUUGCUAUGAAGCCCCUAAAUAAGAUCUGGUGCAACCAAUUACCUUCAGAAGUCACAGAAUUAGUUAAAUAAAGUCCACCUGUGUGCAAUCUAAGUGUCACAUGAUCUGUCACAUGAUCUCAGUGUAUAUAUACACCUGUUCUGAAAGGCCCCAGAGUCUGCAACACCACUAAGCAAGGGGCACCACCAAGCAAGCGGCACCAUGAAGACCAAGGAGCUCUCCAAACAGGUCAGGGACAAAGUUGUGGCGAAGUACAGAUCAGGGUUGGGUUAUAAAGAAAUAUCCGAAACUUUGAACAUCCCAUGGAGCACCAUUUAAAUCCAUUAUUAAAAAAAUGGAAAGAAUAUGGCACCACAACAAACCUGCCAAGAGAGGGCCACCCACCAAAACUCACAGACCAGGCAAGGAGGGCAUUAAUCAGAGAGACAACAAAGAGACCAAAGAUAACCCUGAAGGAGCUGCAAAGCUCUGUCCAUAGGACCACUUUAAGCUGUAUACUCCACAGAGCUGGGCUUUACGGAAGAGUGGCCAGAAAAAAGCCAUUGCUCAAAUAAAAACAUAAGCAAACACAUUUGGUGUUCGCCAAAAGGCAUGUGGGAGACUCCCCAAAUAUAUGGAAGAAGGUACUCUGAUCAGAUGAGACUAAAAUUGAGCUUUUUGGCCAUCAAGGAAAACGCUAUGUCUGGCGCAAACCCAACACCUCUCAUCACCCCGAGAACACCAUCCCCACAGUGAAGCAUGGUGGUGGCAGCAUCAUGCUGUGGGGAUGUUUUUCCAUCGGCAGGGACUGGGAAACUGGUCAGAACUGAAGGAAUGAUGGAUGGCGCUAAAUACAGGGAAAUUCUUAAGGGAAACCUGUUUCAGUCUUCCAGAGAUUUGAGACUGGGACGGAGGUUCACCUUCCAGCAGGACAAUGACCCUAAGCAUACUGCUAAAGCAACACUCGAGUGGUUUAAGGGGAAACAUUUAAAUGUCUUGGAAUGGCCUAGUCAAAGCCCAGACCUCAAUCCAAUUGAGAAUCUGUGGUAUGACUUAAAGAUUGCUGUACACCAGCGAAACCCAUCCAACUUGAAGUAGCUGGAGCAGUUUUGCCUUGAAGAAUGGGCAAAAAUCCCAGUGGCUAGAUGUGCCAAGCUUAUAGAGACAUACCCCAAGAGACUUGCAGCUGUAAUUGCUGCAAAAGGUGUCUCUACAAAGUAUUGACUUUGGGGGGGUGAAUAGUUAUGCAUGCUCAAGUGUUCUGUUUUUUUGUCUUAUUUCUUGUUUGUUUCAACAACAAAAAAAUAUUUUGCAUCUUCAAAGUGGUAGGCAUGUUGUUUAAAUCAAAUGAUACAAACCCCCAAAAAAUCCAUUUUAAUUCCAGGUUGUAAGGCAACAAAAUAGGAAAAAUGCCAAGGGGUGUGAAUACUUUCGCAAGCCACUGUAUAUAGGAAAUAGGGUGCUAUUUGGGACGCAUCCAUAUUCUAGUGAUCCUAUUUUAUUGUUGUCUUGUCUUUGUAUGUACUAAUAAAUAAUGGUAACUGUUCAGUUAGUCAUUUCCCACUCCACUGCAACAGCGUUGACGUUUUCUCUCCUUUUCUCCCUCUCUACCCUUGUUUCUCCUUGUUUCUUACACCUUCCAUCCUCCCCUUUCUAUUCUUAUCAUCUCUCUCUCUGCUGCUGUCCUUCACCCUCUCCCCCCGUUUCUAUUUCCUCUCCUUUCUCCCACCUUAUUCUCUUCCUCCAUCUUUUCCCCUCCCUCUCUCCCCCACACCUUUUUUCUUUAUCUGUCAUUCCCCUCUUUCCCCACCUUUUUCUUCUCCAUCUCCUCCUCCCCUCCCUCUCUCCUUCCCUCUCUCCAGAGUUGCUGCAGAAGGAGCAGGAAGAGAUGGCCCAGCAGCUGUCCAACCUGCAGAGUGACGUGCGGGUGAGCUACGGCAACGACGCCCUGAUGCCCGACAGUCUUCCAGACAGCACCAGGGCCACCCUGGACCUGCUGCCCCAGGAAGAGAGCCUGGACCUGGGCAUGGGUCUGGACGGACUGGGCUUCAUCCACCCCGAGAGCUUCAACCAGGUCAACACCGAUAACCAGGGUAGGUGUGCCUAAAGCUAUGAUCAAUACACCCAGAAUCAGGGUAGGUAUAGUACAGACUACCAGAGUAUACACCCAGAAUCAGGGUGAGAACAGACAGAACCAGGGUAGGUGGACUAUACAUACCACCAUGUUAUAAACAUAACUACACAUUAAAUGUACCGAAUCCAUAACUGAUUGUAGACAGCUGUCAGGGUCUUGAAAGGGAUGACAUCAAAGCGAAACUAUGUUAAGAAGAUACUCAUCCUCCCUUUUCACUUUCUCUCUCCCUAGUCGAGCAUGUGGAUGCCCGCCCUAUUCCUGAUAGAGGUUUUCCAACACGACCAGUGUCUGGUCUGAAGCCAGAGGAGAUCCCUGAGCUCAGGAUGGAGGCAGAGGAGAGGCACAGCACCGGAUUCGAAGUGCACCACCAGAAACUGGUAUCUACACGCACACACAUACACAUACCACCAAAGCUGGUACACACACCACUCCAUUUUGUACAUUUGGCCACAGAUACAAGCAUCCUGGAGUUAUCCCAGACAUAUCCAUGACCGAAUCCAUACCCAUAUGGGUAUAUCCAUAUGUCUAUCCAUAUGUAUUGGCUGACCGUGUCCUUGUGGCCAACUUACUAAUGCCAUGGUAACCAAGGCCUGCCGAGACGACCAGGGUUGGUAACUGGCGUCUGAUGCCAGGAUGUUAGUUUCACACCAGCACUAAUUUAUAAUUGUCCUCAGAUGAACACUGUCUGGAAUUGAAAACACAACACACACCACACACACAAUAAUUGGUGCCCAAUUAAAUCUCUUAUACAUUUAGUAAUUUUCCUCAUUAAAUAAGGAAACUAUUAUUAUGUAACAUUCAUCUUGUAUAACAUAUCAUAACAUAGCUUUAAGCUUACCUCUAAAAUCCCUCGAUAAUGUAACUCUGAACCUUAAUCCCAAACCCCCUCAACUUUACCGCGGCCUCUUUAACACCUAAACAGUAGUCCUAACGUUAGAUUACAAAUCAUGUCUUUUGUAUUCAGCCCCAUUCCUACUCCAACUUAAUUUCACCUUAAUGCCUUGUACUCCUGACCCCAGAUCUGCCUCCUUAAAUCCAGUCAGUGUUUGUGAUUGGUUGUGCAUUGUGAUUUACAGUCCCUCUCUCUUUCCCUCUCCCUCUGUCUCUCUCUCCUCUCUCUAGGUGUUCUUCGCCGAGGAUGUCGGCUCUAACAAGGGCGCCAUCAUCGGGCUGAUGGUGGGAGGCGUCGUCAUAGCGACCGUCAUCGUCAUCACCCUGGUGAUGCUGAGGAAGAAGCAGUACACGUCCAUCCACCACGGAGUCAUCGAGGUGAGGGGUAGAGGAGAUGUGUGUGUGGGCUUGUAUUACUAUGCUAGUGGGUACCGGAAAUCCCCAAAACAUCCCCACAAGGAUAGUGAAACAAGGGAAAUUCUCCUACGAGGACAAAGGCUAUUUUAGGCUUAGGGGUUAGAUUUAGGGUUACAAAAGGGGAUUAGAAUUUAGGGUUAGGAGGUAGGGUUAGGUUUAUGGUUAGGAAAAUAGGAUUUUGAAUGGAAAUCAAUUUUAGGUCGCCACAAGGAUAGUAAAAUAUAUGCUAUGUGUGUUAUUGACUUUGGCUCAGUGUUUCCUUUGUCUCUAUUUCUAUUGUUUAUGAGUUUGUUUAAGACUUCUAUCUAAACAAUGUACAUGUACCGUGUCGGCAUGGGUACGAAUCCGUCCCACUGUCUAUCAGUAAACAUGUAAGGAGUGGGAACCGCCCCCAUUCGUUCAACAACAAAAAAAGAACCAGAAUAGUGUACGACACGUGUCAAACUCAUUCCACUGAGGGACGAGUGUCUGUGGGUUUUCGCUCCCCCCUUGUUCUGGAUUGAUGAAUUAAAGUCACUAAUUAUUAAGGAACUCCCCUCACCUGGUUGUCUAGGUCUUAAUUGAAAGGAAAAAACUAAAACCUGCAGACACUCGGCCCUCCGUGGAAUGACUUUGACACCCCGGUGUACGAGGACAUACCUUAUUUUUGUGUGUAACACAUCUCUCUCUGUUCUCCAGGUGGAUGCAGCAGUCACCCCUGAGGAGCGCCACCUGUCCAAGAUGCAGCAGAACGGCUAUGAGAACCCCACCUACAAGUUUUUUGAGCAGAUGCAGAACUGAGGAAUGACAAACCCCUCUUGACCACUACCCAACCCCUCUAACCCUCCACACCCCCACGCCCUUAACCCUAUCCCCACCCCAAACCAACCCUAUCCUACCCUCAAGCAGUGCAGGUUGGAACCAGGCACCACUAUCACUCCUGGUGUAGAUGGAGACUGUCCCCUUCAACACUGGUCCAGAGUCAGUUUUUAGUUUUUGACUUGGAAUGAGUUGAGGUAUGGACUUGGGUAGGGAGAUCUGACUCCAGACCAGUGUUAUUUAAGGGGGCAUUCUCUGGCUGUAUUGCCAGCCACACUGUCCCCAACCCUACACUACUGCAUUCUCUCUAUACACUGGGGAAUAGGUGAGGUCUAUGGGUCAAUGAAGCCUCCUCUCCUCCUCUCCAUCUAUUCUUCCUUCCUCCCUCUUUCCUUCUCUGUGCAUUCUUAUGACAGCUGUGCUGCGUUAGGUCACACAAGGCUAGAAUGAUGAUAAUGAUGAUGAUGUACUCUGAAUGAGCUCUUUAUUUUAGUUAUUCUAUCGUUUCCGGUUUAGUUUUUCAAAAAAUAAAUUAAAAUCAAAUAAAAAAAAACAUAUGUAAAGAGAAAAAAACAAGUCCUUUUUUAAAUUGUGUGUAAUGUAACGAAGUAGCUGUUCCUGUUUAGUGCAUGAUGACAAAAAUUACGACGGGGUUAUUAUUGAAAAUAAAAAAGAUCUUUGAGUCUCCAGAGAUUCUCACGUAGAGACUAUCAUUCUAGCAGGAUUAUACAUUUAGUAUCUUUCUCGUGAUCACGUGACUUAAAUGACAUUGGAUAAAAAAUAUAUAUGAAUCUCGGUGAAUGGGCUCUCUGCUUGGAUAUCAUGUUAAAUACACUGUAAGAGAGAUCUGUGCUUUUUGAAUUUAAAAGUUUCUUCUUUUUUUAUUUCAACCAUGCUAUGUUCCUAAAACUGCGGGGGGCUGGCUUGAUCCGUAUGUGUA